Messenger RNA from Ostreococcus lucimarinus CCE9901, 915 nucleotides. RefSeq names its product Oxa1 family transporter: 60 KD inner membrane protein OxaA-like protein. Gene Ontology annotation, cellular component: mitochondrial inner membrane. Gene Ontology annotation, biological process: protein insertion into mitochondrial inner membrane from matrix; mitochondrial respiratory chain complex IV assembly. The record is from RefSeq and is a predicted model, not a curated record. The transcript has a single exon. Bases 1 to 915 code for a protein of 304 amino acids. NCBI's taxonomy places the organism in Eukaryota, Viridiplantae, Chlorophyta, Mamiellophyceae, Mamiellales, Bathycoccaceae. Gene Ontology annotation, molecular function: membrane insertase activity.
AUGACGACUGCAGGUGGCGCCGCGGAAACGUUGACGAGCGCGAGCGAUCUCGCACCGGUCGUCGGAUCGCUGGCGAGCGAAGUAGUACCGGUGGCGUCGCAGAGUUGGCCCACGACGGCGGCGCUCAUGUACGCGAUGGAGUAUUUCCACGUCGCGCACGGGCUUGAGUGGUGGUUGGCCAUCGUUGGGGCGACGGUAUUUAUGAGGACUAUCACGUUUCCGUUGAUCGUGAUGCAAAUGAGGAACACGGCGAAGAUGCAGUUGUGUAAGCCAGAACUUGAGGCACUGCAAGCGAAGAUGAAGUCGAACCCUCAACAAGACCCGGAAUUGGCGAAUGCGUAUUACAAAGAGAUGCAGAAGGUGUGGAAAAAGUACGACGUAAAUCCAGUGAAGAGUUUCGCGCCGAUACUCAUCAACGCGCCGGUGUUUAUCUCUUUUUUCUUUGCCAUUUCUAAAAUGGCUCAAGGUGUUCCAUCUUUUGAAAGCGGCGGACCUUCGAUGUAUCCCGAUCUUUCCAUGGCUGAUCCAACGUACUCGUUACCUAUUCUGUCUUCGCUGACUUUCUUAGCUUCAGUCGAGCUCGGGGCGGUGGAGGGUAUGCAAACCAGUCAGAGCGCUCAGAUGAAAUGGUUUCUUCGCGCGUUAGCCGUGGCCAUGGUUCCGCUCACCGCGAGUUUCCCCCAAGGCGUCUUCGUGUACUGGAUCACGUCCAACAUAUUCUCCGGAUUUCAAACUUCCAUCACGCGCACGAAGGCUUUCAAAUCUACGAUGGGCAUCCCCGACGUCUCCGCCGUCGCCGAGGCGCCCGCCGAAGCCGCGCUCGGUCGCGUCCAACUCGACCGUUUCCAAAAGAAGUACGGCGCCACGCCCACGUUGCACAAGCGUCCACCGACGCAAAAGCAGCGCAAGAAAUAG